AUGAGGACACCAAACCUGUCCCAACCUCCGCAAAAACGCGCCGUUGUCUCUUCCUUCAUCUUCAAAUUCCCAGAUGAAGGACGGAAAAAGCCUCAAGUCGCGCUGUUCCGGCGCAGUGACAAAGUGAGGACAUAUCGCCGCCACCUAGCACCGAUUUCUGGAAGCAUCGACCCCAAUGAAUCUCCCCUCGAAGCAGCAUGGCGUGAACUCUCCGAAGAAACCUCCCUCAACUGCACCUCGCUCUCCCAUUGGCGCACCGGCAAGCCAUUCUCCUUCACAGACCCCUCCGUUAACCGCGAAUGGAGUAUCCAUCCCUUUGCCUUCCGCCUAAAAAAUACCGGCGAAGGAGAAUUAGGCGAAAAAGCAAUCAAAAUCGAUUGGGAACACGAAGGCUGGCAAUGGUUCGACCCGGAUAGCAUAGUCGACAAUGAAGAGUUCGGGGGCGUGCCGCGGCUGCAUGAGAGUCUGCGCCGGAUAUGGUUCGAGGGCGAGAUGAAUGAGCGUGCGGCCGAGGUGCUGUCGGCGGGACUAGACCGAUUGCAGAUGGACCAUCAGAGCGGAUCCCAAGAGUUGACGGCGAUUGCAUUGGGCGUGUUUCGGGAUAUUGUCGUGCAAACGCGUAAUGGACUUGAUGAUGACUGGUGGGCGAUGGUACGUAUGGCUGCGUGGCAUCUGGGAAAGAAUGGCCGCGAGAGCAUGGGGACUUCAAUCACAAACGCACUCAUUUCAAUCUUGAGUGACAUGGAUGGUAUCUGGCAGCAGCAAACGAGCGAGGAAGCGAAAUGGGACCGUAUACUUGGGGCAAUUGACCACCAUAUUAGUGAGCGCAAGUGCCGAGCGAAGAAGAUAAAAGACGCUUUUGUCUCGUAUCUACAGUCGGCUUUUCCCUCAUCGGAUGAUCAUCAACAGAAGAACAGACUUGUUAUUAUGACUGUCUCCGCUAGUUCCACAAUACGAGACAGCAUCCUAGACGCCUUUGGUGCUAUAGGGAAUGUGAAAGCCCUUGAGCUUCGCGUCCUCGAAUCCCGGCCUCUAUACGAGGGAGUCACUGUCGCAUCCUCCCUAUACUCCCAGUUCAAAUCCCAAUUCCCAACAUCACUACAGAACAAAACCCUCGAAAUCAAAAUCUAUACCGACGCAUCCGUCGCCCUCGCCGCAACAGAUGUCGAUUUCCUCCUGAUAGGCGCAGAUCGCAUUUCCACUACAAAAGGCAUCAGUAACAAAAUUGGCUCUUUACCCGCUGUCCUGAGCGCAAAGCACGUUCAGCCCUCCAUCAAGGUACUCGUGCUAAGCGACCUGGAGAAAAUCGAAGGACUAAAUGGGGAGGAGUCGCAAUCAUCACAGGAGGAUAAUGACCCGAUGGAGAUUGUGGAUGGAUGGAACAGUCAAGGCGUCAAGGGUCUUCCAGUCUUGGAAGACGGCAUCAAUGCAAGCAAGUCUGGGGAUAGCAAUGCUCGCGUGCAAGUCAAGAAUAUCUACUUUGAAUGGGUUCCGUUGGCGCUCGUGGAAGCUUUGGUUUGUGAGCAAGGUGUGCUGAAUAAGGACAGCAUUCGGGACCAGUCACUGCGACUGGGAGGGAGGAUAAAUCGGUAUUUUGGUGGAUUAUAG
Messenger RNA from Aspergillus chevalieri, 1608 nucleotides. Its product is annotated as translation initiation factor eIF-2B subunit family protein. The record is from RefSeq and is a predicted model, not a curated record. The transcript has 2 exons. NCBI's taxonomy places the organism in Eukaryota, Fungi, Ascomycota, Eurotiomycetes, Eurotiales, Aspergillaceae. The coding region runs from base 1 to 1608 and encodes 535 amino acids. Gene Ontology annotation, molecular function: S-methyl-5-thioribose-1-phosphate isomerase activity.